Messenger RNA from Xenopus tropicalis (tropical clawed frog), 917 nucleotides. Its product is annotated as vomeronasal type-2 receptor 26. NCBI's taxonomy places the organism in Eukaryota, Metazoa, Chordata, Amphibia, Anura, Pipidae. The coding region runs from base 12 to 917 and encodes 301 amino acids. Gene Ontology annotation, biological process: G protein-coupled receptor signaling pathway. Gene Ontology annotation, cellular component: plasma membrane; membrane. Gene Ontology annotation, molecular function: G protein-coupled receptor activity. The record is from RefSeq and is a predicted model, not a curated record. The transcript has a single exon.
UGGUUACAGAUAUGGAAAAUUGUUACAAAUGUGAAGACACUGAGUGGCCAAAUCAGGAGAAGACCCUGUGUAUUGAGAAACAAAUAGAAUUUCUUUCCUAUGCUGGUGAUCCCCUAACUCUAAUCUUUAUUAUCUCAUCUGUAAUCCUUUUUAUAAUAGCAGCAGUUAUACUGGGAAUCUUUAUUUCAUUCCGAGACACCCCAGUAGUGAGAGCCAAUAAUCACACUCUGAGCUUUAUUCUCCUUGUCUCCAUCAAGCUGAGCUUCCUCUCUGUGUUUCUGUUCCUCGGUCGCCCUGUGGAUAUAACCUGCAUGCUCCGGCAAACCUCCUUUGGGAUCACCUUCUCCAUAGCUGUGUCUUGUGUCCUGGCCAAGACUAUCAUGGUUUCCAUUGCAUUCAAAGCCACCAAGCCUGGGAGUCCCUGGAGAAAAUGGGUUGGGGUAAAACUGGCAAAUGGGCUUGUUUUUAUUUGCUCAUUAAUUCAGUUUCUGAUUAUUGUUUUCUGGUUGGUCAUUGCACCCCCUUUUGUAGAGAAAAACUUUCAUUCUGAACCUGGAAAAAUCAUCAUUCAGUGCAAUGAGGGCUCAGCCAUUGGCUUCUAUCUUGUCCUCUCCUACAUGGGGCUGUUGGCAUCUGUGAGCUUCAUUGUAGCUUUCUUGGCUCGGAGCUUACCGGACAGUUUUAAUGAGGCCAAGUACAUCACUUUCAGCAUGCUGCUCUUCUGCAGUGUUUGGAUCACAAUGAUCCCGGCCUAUCUGAGCACCAAAGGCAAAUACAUGGUGGCAGUGGAAAUAUUUGCCAUCAUCUCUUCAUCCUGUGGCCUUCUCUUCUGUAUAUUCCUACCCAAGUGUUACAUUAUUUUAUUCAAACCAGAGAUGAACUCAAAACAAUAUUUGUUGGGAAAAUGUAAUACAUAA